Chelonus insularis is the source of this 1904-nucleotide messenger RNA. RefSeq names its product transmembrane protein 268. Lineage: Eukaryota; Metazoa; Arthropoda; Insecta; Hymenoptera; Braconidae. The transcript has 7 exons. The record is from RefSeq and is a predicted model, not a curated record. Bases 306 to 1736 code for a protein of 476 amino acids.
GAUGCCUGUUCACAUUUCAUUCGUAUAUAUCCGUUGUACGCUCGUACCUGACUGGCUCUCGUCGGGGUCCCCUUGACCUCUACCUGCUUCCACCAACUGUUCAUACACUUACUCCUGGUCAUAAGACUGCAGACUGUUUACCAGAUUUAAAUACAUGGUGAAAGUAUGACUGAAAAUUUUACUUCAUUUUUUCUUCGUCACGGCAACUCUUACGUACCUCUUUGACAAACACAAAUUUUAAAUAAUUAACUAACAAUCAAGAAAAACGAUAGACAAGGAAUAUUUACCAUAUUCAAUGCAAUAAAAUGAGUGCUCCAAUAUCUCAGGAUAGUACCGACCACGUGUCGAUACCUAUAAAUACAACAGAAGCACCAGCUAAAAAAAAUUGGGUUCAAUUCGACGAAGAAUCUACACAACACACUGAAGAGAUAACAAACGAAAACAUUCCAGCUACAAUAAAACAAGAAUCAGUGACUGUGAGUGUUGAUAAAAUAAUAAAAGCUGCUGAGAAAGCAGAAGAGAAUCAUAAAAAAGAACAAAAUGAAUAUAAAGGUGCUGUGAUAGCAACAGAAUCCGUCCAAAUAAAUUUAGAUCGAUCAGGGCUAAGUAGAUCAUUAUCUUCCGAGAGUCCUGAUAAUCUUGCUGCAUCUGAAGUUAAAGUUUCAGACCCCAAAAGUGCAUCUUUAAAAACCAUUGAUCUUCGCGAUGUUUCGAAUGGUCGGAACAAUAUUAAUAAUAUUAUAAGCACACCUAUUGGUAAUAUAAGACGAGGAUUUGCUAAUGGAGAUACAAUUGUUACUCUACUGCCAGUUAAUACCAGGUGGCCUUGGAUUACACCAGCGAAAUUUCGACCUGAACUAGUUCCUGAGGAACUUAUGGCUCAAGGAUUGACGUUGACAGUUGAAGAUUAUGUGCAUAUUAUGGAAUUGCUGGUCAAUGAUGUACGUUUCAACAUGUACAACAUAUGCUACAAAAGAAUUCUCGUCUUAUGGAUAUUCACAGCAUUUAUAAUACUCCUUGGCCUAUUGUUUUCUGGUGUCACAGGGCUAACUCUUUUUGGCCUUGGAAUAAUGUGGUUAAUUUUAAAUGCUGCUGCUAUAUUCUUGUGCAUGUUUAUCAAGAUUAAACUCAAUCAUAACCUGGAGAAGUGUAUGGCACAAGUGAAUAAACAUCUGUUACGUCAUAAAAUUCUACUUGGCUUGGAUGACAGAGGAAAAAUAUCGUGUCAUAAAGUGAAUCUUUGCUUCAUAUACUUUGACACUACUGAUUGUAUAAAAAAAUUGCAAGAUGUUAUUGAAAGAGAAGAAAGAGAAGGUAGAAUUAUCGGUGGCGACGAGACGAGUGAAGCCCAACGACGAAGACAAGAAUUACAACAACGCAUGGAUAUUGACGAUAGUGAUAUUGUCAUACAAGGGAGCUCGACUACACGGUUAUCUCGAAAGCAGCUUUAUUCGUUGAAUGGUGACGGUGUGUGUUGGCAGGAGCGGGCGGAGUUGCUGUUGCUGAGAUACGCGUCACGAUGGACGCGGCAAUUUGUUCGUCACAGACUCGACUUGGUUAUUGACUCUCAGGAGCGCAAUAGAACCAUCGUGGGACCAACUGUUCCUCCGCGUCAUUGCGUCUCCGCCCGUUGUCCUUGCCAGUUUAUCGAGGAUCAUCUUAAAUACAAGCCCAGAGCUGGACAAAAAAAGGAAAAAAUCUCUGUUCUAUCGCAUAAUCAUGCUUUAAAUACUUGAAACAAAAAAAAAUUAUAUAUUGUAUUUAUAAAAAAAAUUGGGAAAUAUAUUGAAUUAACAAUAAGAGCAUGACUUUUUCAGGCUAUCCGCCAGGUUUUACGUGGUGUGCUUACCUUAGUGAUCCUGUUAUUAGAUAUGAUCCAACGUAUAGUAUAAGUCCAAGUAAUC